Fraxinus pennsylvanica is the source of this 765-nucleotide messenger RNA. Lineage: Eukaryota; Viridiplantae; Streptophyta; Magnoliopsida; Lamiales; Oleaceae. The record is from the annotation of a GenBank genome assembly.
AUGGGGAAUCACAAAUUUUAUUCAUGGAUUUAUAGUUUGGUUCUUGGGUAUGCCUAUCCUGCGUUUGAGUGUUUCAAAACGGUGGAGAAGAAUAGAGUUGAGAUUCAAGAACUUAGAUUUUGGUGUCAAUAUUGGAUUAUCGUAGCAGUGCUGUCAGUUGUUGAGAGGAUUGUUGAUACCUUUAUCUCUUGGCUGCCAAUGUACGAUGAGUUGAAGUUGGUUCUGAUCAUUUACUUAUGGUAUCCGAAAACGAAGGGGACUAGAUAUGUAUAUGAAUCAUUUCUACGGCCUUAUUUGUUGAAGCAUGAGAAGGAUAUCGACCGGAGUUUACUGGAAUUUAGGGAGAGAGCAUGGAGCCUGGCCAUUUUUUAUUGCCAAAACUGUACACAACUGGGUUCAGCAAAGAUUGCGCAAUUCCUUCAUUUUGUAGCUUCCAAGUCUGCAAGGAUUAAUCCUAGCUUUGAGAAGGUCGAAAAUCAGCAAUCUAAUGAAGCUCCUCCACCACCUCCUCCUCCUCUCACCCCACCUAGUACGCCAUCAAGAUUAGCCAAGAAGAAUGACAGCGAAAGUCCAAGGCGGCCAAUAACACCAAGAACACCCUCCUUUCGUCAUGCCCAAACAUCUAAAUCUGACUCCAUUCGAGUUCGGGUGCAAAACACUGACACUGAGGGCGUUGUAAGCCCGGACGAAGAUACCGGUUCGCCUAUGGAACGACAUUUACAUAAUGCCCGUCUUAAGCUUAGGCGAUUCAGAGCUAGCGAUUAG